CCUUUUGAAUAUUUAAUUAGAAAGGAGUCCAUGAUUUUUGAGGGGUUUUGUUUCUCUUUCUCGCAUUGAGUUUUGAACUCUUCAUCUUCAACUCGGUAACGCGCAGCUCAAUUCGAAGAUACAUUCACAUUUUUCUUCCACAAAUUCUGGGGUGAUUGAUUCUCAUGAGAGAAAGAUUCGACGCAUGCAUUCUAUGAUCAAUUCUUUAUCCGAGUUCUCCGAAAAAGAUGGCUACUACACAAGUUUCCUCAGUGAAAUCAUGGCCGGAUUCACGAAGUUUCACACGAGCUUUGGCUUUAGCCUUUUCUGAGUGGAUACUGUUGUUCAUGCUCUUCCUGCACGGAAUAUUUUCCUACUUGAUCACAAAGUUUGCAGAUUACUCCGAGCUCCAAUCACCAUGUGUUCUGUGCUCAAGACUUGAUCAUAUUCUGGGGAAGAAACCUUUCAAACAUUACUGGGAUUUGAUUUGUUCUAAACACAAAUCUGAAAUCUCUUCCCUGGUUUACUGUCACGCACAUGACAAGCUCGUUGAUGUUCAUGGAAUGUGCGAGACGUGCCUUUUCUCGUUCGCUACGAUCAACAAGUCCAAUGCCGAGACAUACAGAUUACUGGUUGGGAAACUGGGCGAAAAUUCUUGCUUUGGUUUGAAUAGUGAUUCUUCGCAUAGUUCACUUUCUCCAAGCAUACGGUAUUGUACAUGUUGUAACCAGCCAUGGCUUCCACGGGCUUAUACUCAAGUGGCUGAACCAGAAGUUCCGUUCAACGUUCCUUCGGUUGGGCUUCUUAGAAUCGAGAAACAAGCUGUACAGGCUCGGAAUAUCAUCAAGAAAAAGGUUGGGUUUUAUCAUUUGCCACAUGUCGGGUACUCCGAGCUCAAGAUUCAUUCAGAUACGGAGUCUGAAGCUGUGUUUUCAGAUGAUGAAGAAGGAGCCGGUCUGUCUAAAGGGGAUCAAAAUACGUUUCAGACUGUGGACCUGGAGCCUCGGGUUAUCACUUUGCCCUAUGAUAUGGCCACUGACAAGCUGAUAGACUCUGUCUUGUCUUCAGAGCCUUUGGUUUCAGAUUCAGUCACUUAUGCAGGAACAGACAAAAUCGGGCAUGGCCUGAAGGAACUUAAUUUACAAGAGAUCCAUCGAACAAUGAUAGACUCUGUUCCUCAGCUUAUCUCACUUGAUGACUUCCCCGAGAAAGAUCUCAUUUCCUUCAGCGAUGUCCCUUUAAGAUCACAUGCCAAGGAAAUUCCUGCUAAGCUUGUAGAAGAAAGAGAGCAGAUUUUCCCACAUUAUAUCUCUUUAACAGACUUUAUGGAACAGCCUGUGGAUGUCUCUUCACAAUUAGACAUCCAUGAAACUCCGAUGAGUAGGUUAAUGGAGACGGAGUUUAUCACGUUCGAUGAUGAUGUGCCCUCAACAAUGGAUGCUGGGAGAAUUCCUGCCGAUGUCUUAGACGGGAUUGAACUUAUACCCCUUAAUGAUAUUCAUGCCACAGCAGGAGCUCGGGAGAACGGCAAUGUUGUUAGUUCGUUUAAUGACGUUUCUCAGUCAUUGUCUACAAACAAAAUCUCUCUUGAGGUGUCGAACGAGAGUGAGAAAAUAGCGGGUAAUGGUACAAAUGAAAUCUCCCUUGAGGCAUCCAAGGAGAGUGAGGAAAAAGCGGGUAAUGGUACAAAUGAAAUCUCUCUUGAGGUGUUGAAGGAGAGUGAGAAAAAACCAGAUAAUGAUAUAUGUGCGGCUUCUGAAGGUAUUAUCUCAUCUUCGGAAUCCAUGGAUCGCGUUUCUGAAGUUCCAACAAUAAACGGAACCGUCGAAGUUAAAGAAACAAAUACUGCAGAAAACAACAAGCUUCACCUCGUCAGAGAUGAAAACAGCACAACUCAGCCAGCUCCUAAAGCAAAUCCCUCAUCGGUCCUUUAUGUGUCUGAAAUGCCUCCAGAAUCAGCUCCGGAAUUGAAUUCUUCUUCGUUCAUGUCAAUGCCAAUAGCAACGGAAACAAACCCUUCUCGAGACGAUUCUUUGACAGAAAGGAAUGAAUCUCUGGAUCUUUUGGAUGCAUACAAGAUUGCUGUAAGCAAUGGGGUUCAGAAGCAAAGCUCGGGGGUACAAACCGAGCAGUUUACAGGAAAAGAUUCUUGUAGAAUCAGUGAAGACCUUAAAUCACUGCUUACGCAAAUAUCAGCUUCUCAGGGGAUUGAGUUGUUAUCACCAAGAGAUAUAAGCCCCAAGAUAUCGGUAAGCAGUGAAGACAUGAAAAACCUCGAUGAUAUGCAGUUGCUACUUCAGAAAAGAAUGCUCGAGAGAAACGAGAGCAACUUAUCGUUGGAUGGAGUUGCUGUAAACGAGAUCGAGGGAGAAUGUGAGAUGGAUCGGUUAAAAAGGCAGGUAGAUCACGACAGGAAGUUACUGACGGGUUUGUAUAAAGAACUGGAGGAAGAAAGAAACGCCUCGACAGUUGCAGCAAACCAAGCCAUGGCUAUGAUCACGAGGUUACAAGAAGAUAAGGCGUCGUUCCAGAUGGAAGCCUUACAGAAUCUGAGGGAGAUGGAAGAGCAAGCCGAAUACGAUAUGGAAGCGGUACAGAAGUUGAAUGAACUGCUCUCCGAAAGAGAGAAAGUGAUUCAAGAUUUAGAAGCUGAGCUUGAGUUUUACAGGGAAAAAGCGGAAGAACAUCAUGAAACAUUGAAAAACCCGGAUGAAUCCGAGACUGCAGAGAAGGCAUCUGAAGCGGAAUCUCCUCAUAAGAGAACGAUACAGAACUCAUCACUAGGGUUCGACGAUGAAAGAUCAUACAUCACCGAUUGUCUGGAGAAGAUAGAGAAGAAGCUCCAACUUUGUUCCAACCAUGCAGACAUAUCAAAUGGCCUGAACCAUGUAAAUGGCGAUGCUUCCCAUGAGAAAUCCAAAUAUGUGGCUUCUUCAGUGGAAGAUGAGGUCUCUGAGCUGCACGAAAGGCUCGAAAGGUUAAAGGGAGACUUAUACUUUCUAGAAAAUGCUAUAAACUCACUUGGUCAUGGGAGCGAGGGGGUGCAAUUUGUCAAGGAAAUAGCUUCUCACUUGCAAAUACUACGAAAGCGACAUGAGACUGCCAGUUGAAACUUUCACAAAAGGUAGCUUACUGGAGAAGUUAUCAAACCAAGGAUCUUUGAAGAAGAUUACAUAAACUAAAAGAAAAAAAAAAGAAUGGUGAAAAGCUCCAGAAACUGUACAGCAUCUUCAUGGGGUUACCCUUGUGCACAGUUAAAGGAAUUUUUAUGAUUUUACGGUUUGAUCCUUUCUUCCAUUUGUAUUCUUUUAGACCCCGUAAUUUUUUUUUUCUUAUGGGGUAAAGUUCUUGGGCAACUGUUAAUUUUUUUUUCAUCGUAUAGAUUCGCAGUGUAUUCGUUCUUUCUAACACUUGUGAAUGAGUGUGGGUUUGUUUGUAUUCUACGUUUGGUUUUCUUUUGGGGACUAGAUUGAUUGUUUUGAAUAUAUGGGGGCUGUGGUGAAAUUA
Molecule: messenger RNA, 3486 nt
Organism: Tarenaya hassleriana
Lineage: Eukaryota; Viridiplantae; Streptophyta; Magnoliopsida; Brassicales; Cleomaceae
Product: myosin-binding protein 1
Exons: 4
Coding region: 228-3089 (953 amino acids)
Molecular function (GO): myosin binding
Source: RefSeq, a predicted model, not a curated record